AUUGGUCAAUGCCUUGUCCGGGUUGUGAUGUAAGAUGAGGAGAUCAUUUCUUCCAUUCAGACUUCAAGAGACAGGUGAACAGUAAGACUGACAGUAUGGUGAAAGCUGUGAUUCUGAUUUCUGUGCUGGUCCUGGGGUAUACCUGGACUCUCCAGGAUGUGGGUACUGUGGAGCUCUCUGUGGAUCCUUCAGAAUUGGACAGUGCUUCUGAUGAGGACACUAGUCGUAAUGCAACAGAGUUCAAUGCAACAGAGGCCUGUGUAGUAGCACCAGAGGCAGGUCAAUGUAUGGGACUUCUAAAACGUCACUUCUAUAACUCCACCUCAAUGAACUGCCAAGUGUUCUCCUACCAUGGAUGCGGCGGAAACCAAAACAACUUUAAAACUAAGAAAAAGUGUUUGGAGGGAUGUCACCCUGACGAGACCUGUACAGCAGCACCAGUGACAGGUCCAUGUAAGGCACGAAAGCCACGUUACUUCUACAACUCCACCUCAAUGACCUGCCAAGUCUUCAUCUAUGGAGGAUGUGGUGGAAACCAGAACAACUUUUUAACUGAAAAACAUUGUCUAAAGAGAUGUCACUCUAAAGAGGUUUGUAAAGAAGCACCAGAGACAGGACCAUGUAAGGCACGUAAGAUGCGUUACUUCUACAACUCCACCUUAAUGAGAUGCGAAAUCUUCGUCUAUGGUGGAUGUAGUGGAAACCAGAACAACUUUAGAACUGAGAGACAGUGUAUGAAAAAAUGCCACCCCAAAGCCAACUGAGAUUCAGUGCAGAAGAACCUGUUCCCUGAAGGCAAACUGAGCGAAAUGAGUGAACAUUUGCUGCUCAUCUGAACUCAUCACACAAAGAUGCAACAAGAACCAACUUCACAAAAGCAGCACAUCAAAUAAAUAUCAUAAUUUUUUGUCAUCACUUACAGAAUAUGUUAUAAGUUAUAUCCCAACAGAUCAACAAUAAAAUAAGUCAUUACUCUGUUUGGCUCUGUGGAGCAGAACUGAAUUAGUAGAUCACCCAAACAGGAUCAAAAGAUGAUUACACUGUUUUGUAACAAAUCAAAUAUUGUAAGUUUUUCCUGAGAAUUUUUUUUCUGAUAAAAGCUGAGACAAAGCUAUUAUUAACAUUCUGCUAAUGAAAAUAUGUCAAAUAACAACAAUGUGUAAUGACCUAACAAACAGCUCUGCUGCUCUCCUUAGCUUUAUGGAGUAUGAAAAGGUGGCUCCUCUCCCUUUCCACUGUGCCCCAGUAAUAUGUUGUGUAUUAAAAGACUAAUUUUGCUACAGUGUUUCUGUUGAUUUAUCGGUCAUGUUACGUAAAUAAAGGAAGUAUUAGUUGA
Messenger RNA from Scomber scombrus (Atlantic mackerel), 1336 nucleotides. Its product is annotated as inter-alpha-trypsin inhibitor-like. Lineage: Eukaryota; Metazoa; Chordata; Actinopteri; Scombriformes; Scombridae. The transcript has 6 exons. The record is from RefSeq and is a predicted model, not a curated record. Bases 96 to 764 code for a protein of 222 amino acids. Gene Ontology annotation, molecular function: serine-type endopeptidase inhibitor activity.